AUGCGACUUGAGUCUGGGGGCGACUGGCUGAUUCGGGGGCGCCUUCCCAGGGCUGGACAGCACGCGCCGCACGAGCGCCCCAGACACCCGGGCACCUGCCUCCGGGCACCUCCAUCCCGGCGCCACCAGCACCCGGGCACCUGUCCCCCGGGCACCUCCAUCCCGGCGCCACCAGCACCCGGGCACCUGUCCCCCGGGCACCUCCAUCCCGGCGCCACCAGCACCCGCAGCGGAGCCCCCCGGGGGCGCGUGGAUGAGACUGCGAUGGAGCGCGGCGUGCUGCCUGGGCUCUCGCCCCCCGCGGCUCCCCCGGGGCCCCCCGCGCCCCCCGCGCCCCCCGCGCCCCUGCGCUGCAGCCGGCGGCGGCGGGGUCCCGGCGAAGGGGGCGCGGGGGGCGCGGCGGCCGUGGCGCGCAGGAACGAGCGUGAGCGCAACCGCGUGCGGCAGGUGAACCUGGGCUUCCAGGCGCUGCGCCAGCGCGUGCCCGCCGCGCCCCCCGCGCCCGCCGCGCCCCCCGCGCCCCCCGCCGCCCCCGGCGCCCCGCGCCGGCUGAGCAAGGUGGAGACCCUGCGGGCGGCCGCGCGCUACAUCCGGGCGCUGCAGGCGCUGCUGGCCGAGCAGGACGGGCUGCGCGCGCUGGGGGGGCUGCUGGCACCCCGGGGACCCGCCGCCGCCCCCGCCGCGCCCGCCGCGCCCGCCUCCGCCUCCCCGUGCUCCUCGUCCUCCUCGGAGGGCGCCUGCGAGCUGAGCCCGGCCGAGGGAGAACUGCUGGGGCUGUGCUGGCUGGACGGCUGCUGAGGGCCGGGCA
Messenger RNA from Erinaceus europaeus (western European hedgehog), 808 nucleotides. RefSeq names its product achaete-scute family bHLH transcription factor 2 (gene ASCL2). The transcript has 2 exons. Gene Ontology annotation, molecular function: DNA-binding transcription factor activity, RNA polymerase II-specific; RNA polymerase II transcription regulatory region sequence-specific DNA binding; protein dimerization activity. Lineage: Eukaryota; Metazoa; Chordata; Mammalia; Eulipotyphla; Erinaceidae. Gene Ontology annotation, biological process: developmental process; regulation of transcription by RNA polymerase II. The coding region runs from base 1 to 798 and encodes 265 amino acids. The record is from RefSeq and is a predicted model, not a curated record.